UGUUAGGUGCAGGGAGUGCUGGAGAGUGUGAAUCUAUCUGCUUGAGUAAUUGCUCUUGUACAGCUUACUCUUACAAUGACAAUGCAUGCUUGGCUUGGAAUCGGGAACUAAUGGAUUUACGUACAACAACCAGCAGAAACUGAUGGCAAUAAAAAAAUGAUCUACAUUAGACUUUCUGCUUAUGCAUCCGAGUUUUCAAGCAACAAAAAAGGUAAAGGGCGUCUAAUAGGGGCUGUUGUGGGUUCUGUUGCUGCUGUUAUGGUUCUAUUGGCCAUUGUCAUGAUAUACAUACGUUGCAGGCAUAUAUCUAGAACUACCAAAGAAGUUGAGGGAUCAUUGGUAGCAUUUCGGUACAAGGAUGACUUGCAAAUUGCAACUAAAAAUUCCUCAGCUAAGUUAGGGGGAGAUAAUGAGAGUGGUAUUGUUGUUCCUUUCUGCAGUUGGGAAAGUAUAAUAGCUGCUACCGAGAACUUCUCAGAUGUAAAUAAACUUGGACGCGGGGGAUUUGGUCCUGUUUACAAGGGAAUGUUUCAUGGAGGGCAAGAAAUUGCAGUGAAACGGUUGUCGAGCUGUUCUUCACAAGGCACUAAUGAAUUUCAAAAUGAAAUUGUAUUGAUUGCAAAGCUUCAACACCGAAACCUCGUUCGCCUUUUGGGCUACUGCAUGAAGGAGAAUGAAAAGAUCUUACUCUAUGAAUACAUGCCAAAGAAAAGUUUGGAUGCCUUUAUAUUUGAUAAAAAGCUAUGCAUGUUAUUGGACGGGAAGAAGCGGUUUGACAUCAUCUUGGGGAUAGCAAGAGGGGUUCUUUAUCUUCAUCAAGAUUCAAGGUUGAGGAUCAUUCAUAGAGAUUUGAAAACAAGCAACAUUCUGUUAGACGAAGAGAUGAACCCCAAAAUUUCAGACUUCGGUUUGGCAAGAAUUGUUGAGGGAAAAGGAAUAGAAGCAAGCACCAACAAAGUCAUAGGAAACUAUGGUUGUAUGUCUCCGGAGUAUGCAUCAGAUGGACUAUUCUCAAUAAAAUCAUAUGUAUUUAGUUUUGGACUUGUUGUUCUCGAAAUAGUCACUGGAAAGAGAAACACGGGAUUUUACCAAUCUACACAAGACUCGAAUCUCUUGGGUUAUGUAUGGACAUUGUGGAGUGAAAACAAGGCAUUGGAUAUAGUCGACCAAAUACUGCUUGAAUCUUGUAAGAAAUCUAAAGUUAUCAAGUGCAUAAAUGUUGGGCUGUUGUGUGUCGAAGAAGACCCCAGUAAUCGCCCUACCAUGUUGAAUGUAGUUUUCAUGCUUAGUGGAGAAAUCGUAGUUCUUCCAAUUCCAAAUCAACCAGUUUUUGUAAUGAGAAAACGCUCAUCCUCUAAUCAAUCGGGUUUGUUCUCCAACAAUGGGUUGAUGGUAUCUAUUCCACAAGGGCGUUAAUGAACUUUUUCUUAUUUCCUUCCA
Molecule: messenger RNA, 1440 nt
Organism: Olea europaea var. sylvestris
Lineage: Eukaryota; Viridiplantae; Streptophyta; Magnoliopsida; Lamiales; Oleaceae
Product: G-type lectin S-receptor-like serine/threonine-protein kinase At4g03230
Exons: 5
Coding region: 157-1416 (419 amino acids)
Biological process (GO): protein phosphorylation
Molecular function (GO): protein kinase activity; ATP binding
Source: RefSeq, a predicted model, not a curated record